UCCCCCGCCGCCGGGCCGCCCGCCGUGCACCCCGCCGCGCCGUGCAGGAACAUGGCGGGACCGGCGACCGACAGUGAUGCCGUAGUGAAACUAGACGAUGGGCAUUUAAACAACUCCUUGGGCUCUCCGGUUCAAGCGGACGUGUACUUCCCACGACUGAUAGUUCCGUUUUGUGGGCACAUUAAAGGUGGCAUGAGACCGGGCAAGAAGGUGUUAGUGAUGGGCAUCGUAGACCUCAACCCAGAGAGUUUUGCAAUCAGCUUGACCUGUGGUGACUCGGAAGACCCACCAGCCGAUGUGGCAAUUGAACUCAAGGCUGUGUUUACAGAACGGCAGCUACUCAGAAAUUCUUGUAUAUCUGGGGAGAGGGGGGAAGAACAGUCAGCAAUACCUUACUUUCCAUUCAUCCCAGACCAGCCAUUCAGGGUGGAAAUUCUCUGUGAGCACCCACGGUUCAGAGUGUUUGUGGACGGACACCAACUCUUUGAUUUUUACCACCGCAUUCAAACAUUAUCUGCCAUCGACACCAUCAAGAUAAAUGGGGACCUCCAGCUCACUAAGCUUGGUUGAUGUUGUUCUAAACCACCUCUGUUUCAAAUAGGAUCAGGUGCCACGACUAUCUGACUGUCAGUCUGGGAGAACUGUCCUACGAGAGCUGGAGACUUAAAAAGACAACAAAAAACAAAAGGCAGGCAUCACCGUCUCUUCUCUUUGUGCCGUUUAAACCCAAGUUGACAACGUCCAUUGUGGUCUGCCCUUAGGAAGACAGCCGUUGGGACAAAGACACCGAGCCAUUAUUCCCAGAACAAAACAAAACACACACACACAUUUAUGCUGGAUUUUAUUCAGACUAAACUAAAAUGUACUGGUGAUGGUUUGUGGUUUGGUAGCAGUUUAUUCAUCUUUUCAAAGCAAGAUGAUAUUUAGAAACAAAAGUGCUGAAGACUUAAAAACAGAAACGGUACACCGAAGUCAACUCUCGUGUCAGCACUGAAUGGAAUUGCGUAGCACAACCAACAUUUUAGUCAGGGUAUUUACAUAGAAUGUAGGUUGUUCAAGGUUUGUUUGUUGGUGUUUUUUUUUUUUUAGCACAGUAUAAUGUUAAUUCAGAUUUUUAAAGCUUCCUUGUAGUUAUUUAUUUAUACUCAGUGUAUGUAGUAGAGAAUGAGCAAUGUCUCUGAACAUCGAGAAGCAGCAAGUUACGAACUUUUGAAUGUACAAAUAUCUUAGGUCCGUGGGGGAAAAUUACGUAUCACAAUCAUGGAACAAGUGAAUGUCUACCUUAAAAAAUGGAAUCAUAUCCUCCAUGCCCUUAAACUUAGGAUUUUCUUGAUAUAAAUUGCUAUGAGUGCUUUUGGGAAAACUUUGCAACACUUAGAUAAAACUGCAUUUCAAGUUACUAUUAUGUAAAAUUCUACUUUCGUUGCUUUUUCUCCUUACUGUGAAUUAGCACAGUAUUGGCUUCCUUAAGGUUAAGUAACUACUUUUCCCUAGAUUUACAUAAUAGCUCAUUAAGUUGUUAUAAAAUUAAUUGAAAACCAGUAAGAGGUGAUUGCAUAGACAAUUUAAAUGACUAGUGUGUGAACUUUAAAAGUAUAAUAUGAAAUUCAUUGUGGAAUGCAGUGUAAAGCAGAAGCAAAUGUCCCAGAUAACUUAGAAAUAAUUUAUAUCAACUUAAGCUGUCAGCUCAUUGUAUAACUUUUCUUCUGUGACCCUCCCCAAUACCCCUAAGCAAUGCCUUUGGAGCUUCAGAGUAGAGGAUGCGUCCUGCUAUGUUGACUCUGCUGACAUGUUAGGAUAAGACAAGAUCCAGAUUAGGGAAUAAUCCAGUUAGUUUAUAUGAAAGGUUAACACCCAGGACUCCAGGUCUUUGAGUGCAGCCAGAAGUGUGGAUGCUUCAAAUUACGUUGUAGGAGUUUUCCUACUUGUGGAACUGGUUGAACGGUAAGGUGUCACACCGUCUCCAGCGCAGGCCUGCAGAGCUGGAAGUAUCACUGCAAGGCAAGGGACGCUGGGAGUUGUGGGUGCUGGACUUCACCAACUGCAUUUGCCCUGGAAAGAAGGACCCUAGGCGUUGCUUUGGUCAGGUAGUGGGGGAAGAAAGGGGUGCUGGGGUGGGGGUGUAUUUAUAUCUAAUUUAGGCUUUGUGCAGCAUACUGCGUCUUGCUAUGACAUGUUCUUGUCCUGCUUUGCUUUUGAGUUUUUUACACGACAUGCAGACACUGAAGUGGCCGUGUCAUUUUCAUGUGUCAAGAAUGUAGACAGUGUUUCAGUACCAAAGUCGAAGAAAAACAAAGCAAGUUUAAAAUUGUGACUUUUUUUUAUAGGUGAUAUGUUUGGAUUGUUCUCAGCUUUGCAGCUGUUUAGCACAUGGUUCCCCUGUAUUAUAUAAGAAGCUACUUCACCGAACAGGACUCCCUGUGCAUUGAAAAGCUUUAUAUGCUCCUGACUUAAUCAGCCAUAUUCGGCCAAGAGGGCUGUUCUGUGGCUUCAGGUAUUUUCAAGCGUGUGAUUAACUUCUCAUGGGUUUGAAAAGGUGCUAAAAUUUGAAGAGUGUUUGUAGAGAGACUUAGAUGGCACCCUGAGAAUGUAGGGGUUUUGAGUCUGCUUAUGUUGGAAGACCCCCAUGAGAGAUCUCCUUUGAGUGGCCAACCAUUCCCACCCCCUGCAUAAUUCAGCGGAAACUAGAGGAGCAGGGAGUAUAACUGAUUGGAAUUGACACUGUCCUUUCUACCUAUCAGCUAACUCAUUAGCAGGCCAGCCCUUAGGCAGCUUAGCUUGAAGAUAGAGUGUUAACCCGUAUGUUUCUCUAUGAGGUCACUGGGAACCUCUUGGAUAAGCCAAUUGGGAUCAAUCUAAAUGAUGGGAUGGUUUGAUUCAGACGUCACUAAAUUAGUAGGGGGCUAACCCAGCUGCUCGAAUUGUUAGCUGGAAGCUGGAAGCAAUUCUCACAUCCUCAUUAGCAGGUGAGGUCUAAGGUGGGAAUUUCAGCAUGGAAAGUGCAAUUUAAGCCUUCACAGGAAAGCAUUUGGGUAUGUAAGGAGUUAGUUCUGACCAGAGCCCUAGUUUUGCAUUCUGACCGAAACCAAGGUGUAUAAAUAACAGUCAAGCUCUGGGAGGGAACGAGACGAGCUUUAGACAAUCUGUCCGUUUCCGCAGUAAAAUUGGAGUGGAUGUGUGUAUGUUUUCAAGUUAAUAUAAGUGACUUCUGCUUUCUGGGCUAUCGUCCCCCCACCCCGAAUUGUCUUAAAAUUAGUCAUUCUUUUUUUUAAAUAUCGAAACCCCAUUUCAAAUCUUGCCAACCUUGGUUCAGACCACAUUAAGAGAUCACUCUUAAAAUUGAUGGUGAUUUGUUAACAUGACAAAUGUUUCAUUUUUAUUUUUAAAGAUAGAUCCAAAAAGAGGGAGGGAGACCUGUUGCCUUGAGAGAAACAGCCUUGACGUUUUUCAGCAUUAACCCAGAAAUAAAUGUUCCCAUGACAUAUUUUCAAAGAAACACUUUCUUCUUUUCUGCGUGGUGUAAAAUGUAGCUAAAUGUGUUCUUACAUUAUGAUGUCACUGCUCAAAGUUAUUUGCACUAUAAUAAAGGAAUUUUCUACAAAA
Messenger RNA from Loxodonta africana (African savanna elephant), 3603 nucleotides. RefSeq names its product galectin like (gene LGALSL). Bases 52 to 570 code for a protein of 172 amino acids. The record is from RefSeq and is a predicted model, not a curated record. NCBI's taxonomy places the organism in Eukaryota, Metazoa, Chordata, Mammalia, Proboscidea, Elephantidae. Gene Ontology annotation, molecular function: carbohydrate binding. The transcript has 5 exons.